UUGAAAUAUUUCUCUUUCCUUGCAGGCGAAUGCACUCAGCUGUUUAACUUCACUUCCGCUGUAAGUUUGAUGCAGAUGUAUUUAAGUUUCUAUUUGUGGGGUUUUAAAAAAUUCCAUUACAUGAAAAAGAGCGGCCUAACCAAUCUGAAAAUGAAAUGUGGAAGCAAUUUUGGCCUCGAGAUACCUGGCCCCGUCCCAAGCUCAGCAGCUGAGAAAGUGCACUCGUCCUUCAGUGACGUUGAUGAGUGCAUCAGUUUCAUACUGGAGAUCCCUGCUGCUGCCUCUCUUCACCACAGAAGCUCGGUGUGACGUUAAAUCCAGAGGUGAUGGGAGGGAGGUGCCUGUUAUCACCAGUGAUGAGCCUUCCUGCAAAAAGGUUGAGAUAUGUAAUCCCUACUCACCAGGGAAGACGGACAGAGCAUUGUCAAGCAAAAUGACAGCCACCAGUUUCUCACUUAUGUUUUCUGGAUGUUUUGUGACUCUGCUCAUCUGGGGGCACACAACAGUGGUUUGCCUGGUUGAUGAAAAUGAAAAUUUAGCCGCGCAAACAACCACAACAGUAGCGUAUCAAUCAACAGAGAUGACGAACAAUGCCACUCAUGGAGACCCUGGCUUGUCAUUUGGUUGCGGGAAUGGUUCUAACUGUAGGGAAUAUUGUAGCUUCUGUCAACAGAUUUAUAGAGGACCAACAAUGGAUUGUCUUAACACAUUAUUUGCACAUCUAUGUUUCCUCAAAUUUGAGAACGCAAUGACAUCACUAAACAGCACUGACUGGUGCAUUUGGGGUAAUGUGAGCAGUUUCUAUAGUAACUUCAGCCUUUGCACAGAAGAGAUAUCUGACUGUCUCCUGAUCCCAUGGCCCAACCCUCUGGUGGAGAAGACCUUUGUGGACAUUCACUCCAAGUUUUUCAUGGAUUGUCCUACAGAGGAGCUAAGUGACCCACCACCAGUCAUUGUCUUUGCCCUGGUGAUAACUCCCAUCUGUCUGAUCCCUGCCAUGGUUAGCCUUGUGGUGUUCAAAACAAAGAAUGGGGAUGGCAGCUCCUGAUAAUCUGGAAUCUCUGCUCUGAUCAUGAUCACCAUCAAGUUUUUGACCUAUGCUUCCCCAUCUCUCCUUACCUGAGGACCGCAGCUUGUUUACACGUAGACCUCUGCUGCAUUUUCAUCUCACCAGAGACUUUGCAGAGUACUGAAUCUUCAUGCUAAGUUUACCUACGCUUCACAACAUGGACGAACUCUAAAAUAUCAGCCAUUGAGGAAACCUAACCAGACACAACACUGAUUCAGCGUGAAUGACAUAAUUAGUCGCAUCACAAUUAUUGCAGCUGUUCAAUAACAAAGUCCUUGGUGUUAACAAAGACUUACUGUGAUAAAAUCUGUUAUUAUAAAUCCUUGUACCAUACUGUAUCUCAUUAAUGCUUUUAAAGAAAUGAUUGUGACAAAA
Molecule: messenger RNA, 1444 nt
Organism: Thunnus maccoyii (southern bluefin tuna)
Lineage: Eukaryota; Metazoa; Chordata; Actinopteri; Scombriformes; Scombridae
Gene: ramp2
Product: receptor (G protein-coupled) activity modifying protein 2
Exons: 7
Coding region: 242-1048 (268 amino acids)
Biological process (GO): angiogenesis; cellular response to hormone stimulus; intracellular protein transport
Cellular component (GO): membrane; signaling receptor complex; cell surface
Molecular function (GO): coreceptor activity
Source: RefSeq, a predicted model, not a curated record